Aspergillus luchuensis is the source of this 3282-nucleotide messenger RNA. RefSeq names its product WD repeat protein. Gene Ontology annotation, biological process: regulation of actin cytoskeleton organization; TOR signaling. Bases 1 to 3282 code for a protein of 1093 amino acids. Gene Ontology annotation, molecular function: protein binding. The record is from RefSeq and is a predicted model, not a curated record. Gene Ontology annotation, cellular component: TORC1 complex; TORC2 complex. Lineage: Eukaryota; Fungi; Ascomycota; Eurotiomycetes; Eurotiales; Aspergillaceae. The transcript has a single exon.
AUGUCCCGUAUACAUACGCCAGAGCAAUCCGAAGAACUUGCUGUUAUUGAGGAAGCUCAAUUCCUCCUUUCACAGUUUAUAAGAAACUCCUCUCACCAAACACGAGGGUCCCCAGCGUCAAGUCGCGGCGAUCAAAAUACUGCCCCAGGAGAAUGCUCUAGGACCGGGGAAGAUAUUCGGGGAAGCGUCAAGAAGCGCGGUAGGCCGCCUAAGACGCCUAAAACGCGCGUUGAACCUAGAUCAUCACCAGCGAUCACUGGCGAGAACCGCAUCACAUCCAGCACACCGCAAACACCAGACCCCUUGUAUUUUUCCGAACAGGAUAGGCCGGAUACUGCAUCAUCACCAGGAGAUGGGCGUGAGAUGUCCAGUAACCGACGCUCUCGGCGUGCAAGGUCUGGGCCAAACAACUAUUACGACAAGACCAACUAUUUGGGUUUCGGCUCCGAUGAGGAUGUGAGCGAAAGCCCUGCCAGGCCGUCUCCUACCACAUCCCGACGACCCAGGUUCUCUAGCAUUGCACCUCAACCGAAUACUUCGUCAUGUGUUCGUGAUCGAGAUGGACAGGCCCGUGUCAUCUAUUCUUCACCUCAUGUCCAAAUUAUCAAGUCGCCGUUUAGAAGUCUAGAUGAUUUGAGAUUAUCUGGUCGUGCUUGCUAUUUAUCAUUGCGUAGCCCGGGAGAGUACGCCUUGAAGUAUCAGAACAGGCCACCGCUGGUGGAUGAGAUUCUCCAUAUUGACUUUGACAGAACCGAAAUGGCAGCCAUCAUGGACUUGUUUUGCUUUUGCGGCUUUCAGCGACACGAGGAGAUGGACACCGCGCUUUCGGACCAGCUUAUCCAGGCUGCUCAUGAUUGUGAUAUCUCGCAGAGGGCCUCGAAGAAGAUUAGGUGGGUAUGUGAGCUUUCGCAGAUCAUCUCUACCGAGGAAAUCGUUGGAAUAGAUGCUAGUCAUAAGUGGCUUUCAGAAGCGAUGGCACCUCACUCAAAAAACAAGCGAAAACGGCAAGCCAGAAGCCUGGUAGGAAAAAUUCUGGGCUUAGUCCAGGACACGUCUCAGGAUAGUCCAUUGCUCUUCUCUGGGAAUCAGCUCUGGGAGUUGUCCAGGGUUCUACCCUCCGCUCUGGUGCUCAGCCGACGUGGACCUACUGAGAUAGACGCCUUUAUCGCUGAUGCGAAAAGAGGCUGCCUUCCAUCCAACCCCUGUGUCAUAGAGGCUACUGCAUCGGGGUCUCGAUGCGCCGAGAUAAGCGGGUCUUUGAAUAAAAUCUUGCAGCGCCGUGAGCUAGGGCUUCGUGUAAAACGACAGCUUCAGUCAAAUACCAACAAAGGUUUUAAGCUUGCGAAAACUUGGAAAGAUGCCUCGAAUGAUGUGAUUGUCCUGGCUUGGGCACCUGAUGGCACAAAAUUUGCUGCCGGCGCGACAGCACAAUGCGACGAGCAUAAUAUGGAAUAUAACCGAAAUAACAAUCUAGUUGUUGGUGAUAUUGUCAACAAUGAGUUGAUGGAAUUACCAGACCACUAUGUUCUUCGGCCCCCAGGGAGGAGCGCAGCAAGCCGGACUCUUCAUGAUCCUCGUCUCUGGAUGAGCGUGACUUCCAUCGAGUGGUGGGAAGAUGCACUCUUUACUGCUAGCUACGAUAAUACAGUGAAGAUAUGGAAUGCUUCCGGUCGAGAUAUAUCAUGCCGCAAGACGCUUCAGCAUGAUUCUAAAGUGGAAGUUAUGGCUCGCUCCCAUUAUGAGCGGAAUUUGCUCGCAACAGGCACACGUUCAAUAGGUCUUUGGUCAUUAGCAGAGUCAACCCACACUCUCCUAGAGCUUCCUAGGGCGCGAUCCAGAAAGGACAGAGAACUAGUACCUACUUCUUUAGCAUGGGGGACCAUUAAGGAAACCGGAAACAUUCUGCUUGCCGGGAUGUGCGAAAAGGGUGAUGGGACACUGCAGACAGGUCUGUUGGCAGGGUGGCGAAUAGGCGAGGCAUCAAUAUCACCUAUGCAAUUUUCCCCAAACUCUCAGAACAUGUUUGACAUUAAAUGGCAUCCCACCUUGCCAAUAUUUGCAGCAGCAACAUCGAUAGGUCAUGGCCCUGUCAACAAGGCCUACAAGGAUACCAGGUCCUUAGUCCGAAUGUAUCAGCCCUUAUCAUCAAAAGUCUGCACCAUGGAGUUUGAGUGUCCGGCGCUAGAUAUUAACGACGCCUAUAUUUGCCCUAUGAACCCGAGUUACGUGACAGCCAGUUGCACUGAUGGAAUUACCUAUGUUUGGGACCAUCGUCGCCCAGACCGAAUUCUUCACAAGCUCCAACACGGAGAGCCUCUGAAUCAGAUAGAUGAAACAAUCAGCAGGGAGCAAGCUGAUGUUGGCGUUCGUUUGUCUCUAUGGGGUGAUAGGAUUGACGAAUUCUACACUGGGUCUUCUGACGGCGUGUUGAAGAGAUGGGAUAUCCUUAGAGCCCCGGAAGAUGUGCUCGGUCAUGAUACGGCCAGAUUUGACGAGGAAAUCAUGUGCGGUGCCUUUUCCGAAGAUAAGUCCAAUCUGCUGGUCGGUGAUGCUGCUGGGGGUGUCCAUCUUCUAUCCCCCGGCCCGUUUACAAGCAACGAGGGCCUUUCUAUGAAAUUUAAGCCUUCAUUACAACCUCAACUGCAGAUGUGUCCUGAUGGGCAUGUAUCUAAUCCUGAAUCAGGGAUUAAGGCGGGCGCAGAACUUCUGGAGUCAGGGAAGCUCAGCAGACACCCAACAUACGGAGUUGGACAAGGACCAUUUUAUGAUGGUCCCUUUGCAGCCUGGGCUCGUCCGGAAAACACCCCUGAGCAUGAGAUUGCACAAACCCGACUGAAAGAAGAGGUGCAGCUACGGCAACUCGAUGGUCCGCCCCCCGAUUGCAGGAUCGGGCUAGAUACAGCCACCCAGCAGGAUGUUAAGGCGCAGAUUAAGCUGGCACAUAUUCGGAAUCGGCGGCGCAAUCAGAACAAGAGAACACUGGAUGGGCUUACAGAGCCUCUUGCAUAUGCCGGGACAGAUGCCGUCGAUCCCGUUAGCGAUGUACCCGAUAACUACAAGCGCAGGUUGCAUCAUGUUGUAUCACCAACAGUUUCUAUGCCACCGAAUAUUGGGCUCAUUGAUCCAGUUAGGAACGCGGAAUGGAGGUCCGGCUCGAAUGUCAUCCAUUUUGCCGAAGUUCAAACGGCCCUACAGGAGGUAGAAGAGGCACUCGAGGAAGACUUCUGGUGGCCGCCCAGCAGUGCCAUCGAUGCUAACAUCCGAGAUGUUGACGGUAUUUAG